Messenger RNA from Zootermopsis nevadensis, 2265 nucleotides. Lineage: Eukaryota; Metazoa; Arthropoda; Insecta; Blattodea; Termopsidae. The record is from RefSeq and is a predicted model, not a curated record.
AUGUCGCGGCUCAUUGGCGCAGAAACACGACGCACUGCGACCAAGAAUGUGAUGGCCUUACUGCAGACAGUUUCCGAGAAGGAGAUUCGGCAAUGGCACAAAGGUUUCCUGAAGGAUUGUCCUAACGGUCUGCUAACAGAACAGGGAUUCAUCAAGAUCUAUAAGCAGUUUUUCCCGCAGGGCGAUCCGUCCAAGUUUGCAUCCCUGGUAUUCAGAGUUUUCGACGAGAACAAUGACGGUUCCAUAGAAUUUGAGGAGUUUAUUCGAGCGCUGUCGAUUACGUCUCGAGGGAACCUCGACGAGAAGCUGCAUUGGGCGUUCCGACUGUACGACGUGGACAAUGACGGCUUCAUCACUCGGGACGAGAUGUACAACAUUGUGGACGCCAUAUACCAGAUGGUGGGCCAGCAGCCCACAGCAGAGGACGAUAACACGCCUCAGAAGCGAGUGGAUAAGAUCUUCGACCAGAUGGAUAAGAACCACGACGAUCGUCUGACGCUGGAAGAAUUUCGGGAGGGCAGCAAGGCGGAUCCGCGCAUCGUGCAGGCGCUAUCGCUAGGAGACAGCAACCCCCCGCCGCGAGAGCAGCAACAGGCCGGAACAACCUCUUCCGCCACGACUUCAGCCUCCCCCGGCUAAGAAAACGUCGCAGCUGCAACCAGAAUAGGGGUCGAACACAGCGCGGGCAAUGAACGGAUUCGCUCCUCGCACUGCGUGUGGAGUUCUUUUCUGUAACCUCCAAGGUAGUUUAUAGCGACGUAGUGGACAGUGUUUUUAAUUCUUGCAAUGUUGGCAUCACUAGAUUGCGCUUCAAGUCACUGAUAUGCCCAACACGUUAGGUUUUCCGAUUUUGAGCUACACCGAACACUAUGAAAAUGAUGCCUUGAUAUCCGGUGGGCAUUUUUUGUUUCCUAUUAUCUAAGAGCUUCCACAGGCGUCUGAUCGCCCUUAUAGUCGCCUGAUAAUAGUCUCUAGGUGACAGCAUUGAGUCCGUUCUGCGUUGCCUUGCAACGGUUGAAGAAUUCCGUGUUUGAACGUAGCCGUCAAGAUCACGUGACAAGCUUUUAGCUUCUCUACAAUGCUCUGAAGAAACAGCAUCUCGUGUGUUUUGUGGAAAUGCACUUGGCUUUGCUGUCAAUCGAUGUAAGAUGCAAGCAGUAUAUCGAUAUAUGAAUUUGUGGCUUUUGUCUCGAUGGAUACAGGACCUAUGAGUUUUAUAAAACGUGAAUUAACUCGAUAGGCUGUUGCCUUGUUGAUCCACGCCUGAAGUUUGGCCCCCGGAAACAUUUCACCCUACGUUAAUUGUUCAUAACCGUGGAGAAAUCCAUCUGUAUGAACCCGUUAUUCAACAGUCACUUUGCAUGGGAAAAUAAUACAAGUUAAUAAUUUAAUCGCCGGAUGUAACGGCGAUAAUGUUACAAACACUGACAACAAAGUGUGUGUGUGUGUGUAUAUAUAAAUAUACGUCGUGAAUUUUACGCGGUGUGUUUUCCUUUUUUGGGGACUUUUUUGUGUAUGUGGUUGUCUUUUUGUAUCGAUUUGCCACAGUCUUUUGUUUUUAAAAUGCAACGUGUCCGUCCCAAAGCCUCCCCCAGUGCACAAGACAGCAUCAAGCCUUUCCACACAAUGGGUGUAAUUACGUAAAAAAACUAUCGAUCGAUUAAUCGAAUGGUGGAUGCCAAAUGCUUUUGUAAUCUAAGCAAAUGAGAGUACACUAAAUAUCUUUAGAUAUGGUACAUAAGUUGUUGCUACUCUUACUAAUGGAAAGAAACAUUUCUUCCCAAAAUCGAAAUCAUACCUAAAUUAAUAAUUUAUAGACAUAAGAAAAUUUUGGACAGCACUGUCUGGAAUUUAAGAUUCUGCGUCACAGUUUAUAAUGUUUUAUUAUAGUACAGCUUUAAUAAUGUUAGAAAUCGAUAUAAGCAAGUCGAAUUGUAAAUUAUGCUUCACUGCACUCUUAUUACACGUGAUGUUCUGCUGAUACAUGUAUGUUUAAACACGUUCUAAAUUAAAUGUGAAUAUUUGGGACAUAAUAAAUGCCCUUUAUAUGCAGAUAUUUAUUAUUGAAUUAGAAUAGCUCGUAUUAUCUUAAUAUCUAUUAUGUCCACUUUUAUGAAGGAAGAUAUCUGUUUCCGUCUUAUAAAUGUAAUCACCACCUCUUAAAGAAAAGCUUCUCAAUUAUGUUAAAAGUACAACGUCGUUUAAAAAUGUUCUCUUAGAUAAAUAAUGCUUGUUUUAGAAAUAAAAUUUCUCAAUAGGAAUGGU